UUUGAAUGGCAACACCGACGUUUGUGGCUCUUUGUUAGCCCUUUCCGGUUUUGUUCCUGGGGCCAGAAGCCGUAGUUUCGGUUUUUAUUAAUUUUAAUCGCCCGUCAUCCUACAAAAUGAGGAUCUAUAAGGAUAUUAUUACUGGUGACGAGAUGUUCUCGGACACUUACAAAAUCAAGCUGGUCGAUGAAGUUAUCUACGAAGUCACCGGUAAACUCGAGACGAGAACUCAGGGCGACAUCAAAAUCGAGGGUUUUAACCCCUCCGCUGAAGAUGCCGACGAGGGAACAGAUUCAGCGACCGAGAGUGGUGUAGAUAUCGUUCUUAAUCACAGGCUCGUUGAGUGCUACGCCUUCGGAGAUAAAAAAUCUUUCACACUGUACCUUAAAGACUACAUGAAAAAAUUAGUUGCUAAAUUGGAAGAAAAGUCACCAGACCAAGUAGAAGUUUUCAAAACGAAUAUGAACAAGGUCAUGAAGGAUAUCCUUAGCAGGUUUAAGGACCUUCAGUUCUUUACUGGUGAAUCUAUGGACUGUGAUGGUAUGGUGGCCAUGUUAGAGUACAGGGAUAUAAAUGGAGUUUCAACCCCUGUCAUGAUGUUCUUCAAGCACGGGCUAGAAGAGGAGAAAUUUUAAAUAAGCAGCAAAAGUGAUAUUAACUCAUAAUAUUCCACAUCCAGAGAGCCUAAUUAUUAAUACCAUUUUUUAUUUAUUUACUCAAUCAUGUCCGCACUGCAGUAAAUUGACUUCGGCUACCCCCCAUUAAAGGCUGACCUUUUUUUGUAAAGAAAUAAUGUUGGUUAUUAAAUAAUUUAACAACU
Molecule: messenger RNA, 820 nt
Organism: Melitaea cinxia (Glanville fritillary)
Lineage: Eukaryota; Metazoa; Arthropoda; Insecta; Lepidoptera; Nymphalidae
Gene: Tctp
Product: translationally-controlled tumor protein homolog
Exons: 3
Coding region: 117-635 (172 amino acids)
Cellular component (GO): cytoplasm
Molecular function (GO): calcium ion binding
Source: RefSeq, a predicted model, not a curated record